AUGGGUAAUCCGUUUAAUCCUGUGACGCCGGAUCGCGCUGCAGUGAAUAUGUCGAAGCUUUAUAUUAGCUGGAAGCUCUUGACGCAGGACAUUAUUGGCCACAUAUCUUUUUUAACCUACCUGAGCUGCGCCACAGGGCACAUGGCAAGCUACCUCACAAAUGAGACUUUGCCGGCUGAGGGUACAAAUUGCCAAAGUGUAGGAACGACAAGGAUGAAUUCGACACUCCUGCUCACAAUACUCUCACCAAUUGGCUCGCCGAUUACGAUUGAUAUCGAUGUGAAGGUUAAGAUGGUAGUGGCUAUUUCCCAUGACAUUCCCAGAUUCGUGAUCUUAAAAAUUGAGAUCUAG
Messenger RNA from Lindgomyces ingoldianus, 351 nucleotides. RefSeq lists its product as uncharacterized. The record is from RefSeq and is a predicted model, not a curated record. Lineage: Eukaryota; Fungi; Ascomycota; Dothideomycetes; Pleosporales; Lindgomycetaceae. The coding region runs from base 1 to 351 and encodes 116 amino acids. The transcript has 2 exons.